AUGUACGUGAGCUCGCUCUUGGAGAAGGAGCCCAGCAUGUACCCAGGAUCUGCCAGGGCCAGCAACAACCUGCCCAUGCAAAACUUCGUGUCUGCUCCAGCCUACUCUGACUACAUGGGAUACCACCCUGUGCCAGCCCUGGACACCCACGGGCAGCCAGCACCGGCCUGGGGCUCCCACUACGGCCCCCAGCGCGAGGACUGGAGCGCCUAUGGCCCAGGCCCUUCCAGCGCCGUGCCCGCUGCCCACAUCAAUGGCUCGUCCCCCGGGCAGGGCUCCUACAGCUCUGCUGAUUACAGCUCCCUGCACCCCACUGCUGCUGCUGCUGCUGCGGGGUUACCGCCUGUAGAUACAAUUAAUGCCCAGCAAAUCUCUCCCAACAGCCAAAGGCACAGCUCUUAUGAGUGGAUGAGGAAAACGGUGCAAACCAACGCUGCUGGUAAAACAAGAACAAAAGAAAAGUACCGGGUUGUUUACACAGAUCACCAGAGACUGGAAUUAGAGAAGGAAUUUCACUGCAACAGAUACAUUACAAUCAGGAGGAAGUCAGAACUCGCAGCAAACCUGGGACUCUCCGAAAGACAGGUGAAAAUCUGGUUCCAGAAUCGCCGUGCAAAAGAGAGAAAAAUGAUCAAGAAGAAAAUCUCGCAGUUUGAUGGCAGCGGGGGCUCAGCUCAGAGUGACUCUGGUUCACUCAGUCCAAAUGAACUGUCAAAUUCUCUCUUCCCACCACCACAUGGAAUAAAUGGAUUACAGCCUAAUGACAUUCAUCAAGUCAUGGUUUCAGAAUGA
Molecule: messenger RNA, 792 nt
Organism: Pseudopodoces humilis (Tibetan ground-tit)
Lineage: Eukaryota; Metazoa; Chordata; Aves; Passeriformes; Paridae
Gene: CDX4
Product: caudal type homeobox 4
Biological process (GO): anterior/posterior axis specification; animal organ morphogenesis; regulation of transcription by RNA polymerase II
Cellular component (GO): nucleus
Molecular function (GO): RNA polymerase II transcription regulatory region sequence-specific DNA binding; DNA-binding transcription factor activity, RNA polymerase II-specific
Source: RefSeq, a predicted model, not a curated record